CGACUACAGCAAGCCGACCUGUACAGUACUCCAGGUGACAACGUCGACGUCCUCAAUACACAAUUCGAAAAUGGCAUCCGGUGCGCGAUACUGUCCUUCUUGUCUCUCCUCGAUAUCACGCGCCGCAACGAAUCAGACGCGAACAGCAACGAUAGUUCCAUCCUUUCUCCUUCCGAUUCAGCAUCAAACACAAAUCCGCACAGCAGUCCAAUCUGCCAAUGCCGCAAAAUACAAACGGAAAGAUGUGCCCGCCUCGCAAAAGCGAAAGAAAGCGAAGACAACAUAUGACGCACCCAACCUAAAAGAUGCCAUCCAAUUCUCUCUCGUAGAUGCGAUGCGCUAUCUCCGCGCCGCAGAAGUCGGCCGCUCCCCCAGCUCAUCCAAAUACGAACUCCACCUCCGCCUCAAAACACCCAAAAACGGCGCCGUAGUCCGAAACCGCCUGCGCCUCCCUCACCCCGUCAAAACCGACCUGCGAAUCUGCGUAAUAGCCCCCGAAGACAGUCCCCAAGCAAAAGCAGCCAAAGAAGCUGGCGCCUCCCUCGUAGGCGAAGACUCCAUCUUCGAAGCCGUCAAAGCCGGCAACAUCGAGUUCGACCGAUGUAUCGCACACGUCGAUUCCCUUCCCAAACUCGGUAAAUCCGGCGUAGCGCGAAUCUUGGGCCCGAGGGGUUUAAUGCCUUCGGCGAAAUUGGGGACUGUGGUGAAAGACGUGGCGGCGACGGUGAGGGAUAUGGUGGGUGGAAGUGAAUAUCGUGAGAGAGCGGGUGUGGUGAGGUUGGCGAUUGGGCAGUUGGGGUUCAAGCCGGAGGACGUGCAGAGGAAUAUCAAAGCUUUUGUGGAGCAAGUGAGGAAGGAUAUUGCUGGGGUUGCGGAUAAGACGCCGAAGGAUAUACAUGAGGUUGUGUUGUCGAGUACGAAUGGGCCGGGUUUGAGUUUGAGUGGGGAGUUUAGGGGGACGGGCUCGAUUGAUCCGAGUGAAUUGGCUGUGAGUAAUUGAAGAGAAACGCUAUGGAAGAGGUGAGAGCAUGGGACGAACCAAGGACAUGAAAACCGCACACUCAGCACGAGGAUCACUGAAAGUUCCAUACGAGAAGGGAGAGCUCGAGCGCGCUGUGUCGCGAAGAGAAAGAGCAGGGGAAGAAGAUGCAUGGAAUUGUAAAUUUAUGACAGAAAGAACUGUACAGUCAAUGAGACGCUCUAUCUAUACUUUGCGUUGGUGACUUCCUUUCUGACUUAGAAAGCCAUGCAUAUAAAUCAUGGC
Molecule: messenger RNA, 1264 nt
Organism: Cercospora beticola
Lineage: Eukaryota; Fungi; Ascomycota; Dothideomycetes; Mycosphaerellales; Mycosphaerellaceae
Gene: MRPL1
Product: mitochondrial 54S ribosomal protein uL1m
Cellular component (GO): mitochondrial large ribosomal subunit
Molecular function (GO): structural constituent of ribosome
Source: RefSeq, a predicted model, not a curated record